Molecule: messenger RNA, 1130 nt
Organism: Papaver somniferum (opium poppy)
Lineage: Eukaryota; Viridiplantae; Streptophyta; Magnoliopsida; Ranunculales; Papaveraceae
Product: proline-rich receptor-like protein kinase PERK10
Exons: 1
Coding region: 511-978 (155 amino acids)
Source: RefSeq, a predicted model, not a curated record
ACACUUAAUAGAACUGAUAUCCCCUUUAUAAAUCAUGUAAAUGUGAAACAAAACAAACGUAAACUUUAACCAGCACUCAUCAGUGUGGUAUGGUGUGUGACAAAACACUGCGUCCUAAAUAACACAGCGUUUGACAACUGCCCUGCAUCCUAAUAACACAGCGUCACACACAUGAUACACCCACAAACGAAAUUCUCGCCUGAAUUGCUGGACUAACUUUAGCUAACCCCCAAAAUCCCUUCUCCACCGCCUCUCCCCGUAAACUCGUUUUUCUCCCUGAAUUCUUGUUUUCUCGAGAUUUCCGUUCUUUCUCGGCUGCCGUUUAUAAACAACGUGUCUAAACGCCACCACAUUCCCCUUUUACGGUUUUUGCUUCCAUAUCAAAUUCCGAUUUCUAAGCCACGAUUUCAUUCCCUUUUCUAUAAACCGCCUUGUCCAUAUAAAAUCUUCUUUCUUCUUUUCAUUCUUCAGUUUUACAGUGAUUUUCUUGACAGUAAUCAAGAUCUGGUAAUGGCAAUGGCGAGAUUGAGUCUCUUCUUAGUAGUUUUAGGGAUUCUUCUUGUUACAGAUGUUUCUUGUGUAGUAGAUCCACCAACAAUUGCUCCAGUAAGUGGUAACGAUUCUCCAGUUUCACAACCUCCGAUUCAAAACGUUGAAGCUCCAUCACCAGCAGCAAUUCUGACAUCUCCACCGUCUCCUCCACCAUCAGAAGAUGUUUCCUCUAAAAACACCUCUUCUUCUCCAUCACCAUUGCAGUCGGAUUCUCCAUCGCCGUCGCCAGAGAGUGAUGUUGGUAAUGUAACAAAGAAAUCUUCUCCUCCUCCUCCUUCAUCAUCAUCUUCUUCGAUUUCUUCAGGAAAGAAGGCUGGAAUAGUAGUUGGUGUGUUGAUCGGUGCGGUUCUUGUUGGAUUAGGAGGAUUUGUCUAUAAGAAACGUCAAGAUAAUAUCCGAAGAGCUCAGUAUGGAUCUUAUGUUUGAAGAUAUCAAAAGAUAUGAUGAAAUCUUUUUUUUUCCGAUUCUGAUUUUCUGAUUAUUCAAUUCGAUUACUUUUGUUUGUUAAUUCUUUGUUCUUGUUAUUAAAUUCUCAGUCAAAUACUUUUCAAUUCAACAGAUUUUGUUGAAGAAAUACU